CAGCGCCAGCGCGCCCAGCGCCGGGGGCAGCCUGCCCGGCAAGCCCGUGUACUCCACCCCGUCCCCGGUGGAGAACACCCCCCAGAAUAAUGAGUGCAAGAUGGUGGAUCUGAGGGGGGCCAAGGUGGCCUCCUUCACCGUGGAGGGCUGCGAGCUCAUCUGCCUGCCCCAGGCUUUCGACCUCUUCCUCAAGCACUUGGUCGGGGGCUUGCACACGGUCUACACCAAGCUGAAGCGGCUGGAGAUCACGCCCGUGGUGUGCAACGUGGAGCAGGUCCGCAUCCUGCGGGGGCUGGGGGCCAUCCAGCCCGGCGUCAACCGCUGCAAACUCAUCUCCAGGAAGGAUUUCGAGACCCUCUACAACGACUGCACCAACGCGAGUUCUAGACCUGGAAGGCCUCCUAAGAGGACUCAAAGUGUCACCUCCCCAGAAAAUUCUCAUAUUAUGCCACAUUCUGUCCCAGGCCUAAUGUCUCCUGGAAUCAUCCCGCCAACAGGUCUGACAGCAGCAGCUGCAGCAGCAGCAGCUGCCACCAAUGCAGCCAUAGCAGAGGCAAUGAAAGUGAAAAAAAUCAAAUUAGAAGCUAUGUCCAAUUAUCAUGCCAGUAAUAACCAGCAUGGAGCAGAGUCUGAGAAUGGUGAUCUGAAUUCAAGUGUUGGCAGCAGUGAUGGUUCUUGGGAUAAAGAAAAACUUCAGUCUCCCCCCACCCAAGGAUCACAGGCCUCUGUUAACCACCCCAACUUGCCUGGACAGCAUAAUCUUCCAGUUAGUCAUCCUCUCAACCCUCUUCAACAGAACCACCUUCUGCCAAAUGGACUGGAACUUCCUUUUAUGAUGAUGCCCCACCCAUUAAUUCCUGUCAGCCUACCUCCAGCAUCUGUCACAAUGGCAAUGAGCCAGAUGAACCAUCUUAGUACCAUUGCAAAUAUGGCAGCAGCAGCACAAGUACAGAGUCCCCCAUCCAGAGUCGAGACAUCUGUUAUCAAGGAACGUGUUCCAGACAGUCCUUCUCCUGCUCCUUCCCUUGAAGAGGGUCGAAGACCUGGUAGCCAUCCAUCAUCUCACAGAAGCAGCAGUGUAUCCAGCUCGCCUGCACGGACUGAGAGCUCUUCAGACCGAAUCCCAGCUGUCCAUCAGAAUGGGCUCUCCAUGAAUCAGAUGCUAAUGGGUUUGUCACCUAACGUCCUACCUGGUCCUAAAGAGGGUGAUCUGGCUGGUCAUGAGGUUGGGCAUGAGACAAAAAGAAUACACAUUGAAAAAGAUGAGACCCCGCUCUCCACACCAACCGCAAGAGACAGCCUUGACAAACUUUCUCUAACUGGGCAUGGGCAACCACUACCACCAGGUUUUCCAUCUCCUUUUCUAUUCCCUGAUGGAUUGUCCUCCAUAGAGACCCUUCUGACUAACAUCCAGGGCCUAUUAAAGGUUGCCAUAGACAAUGCCAGAGCUCAAGAGAAACAAGUCCAACUGGAAAAGACAGAGCUGAAGAUGGAGUUGUUCAGGGAACGAGAACUGAGGGAAACUCUUGAAAAACAGUUGGCUGUGGAACAGAAGAACAGAGCAAUAAUUCAGAAAAGGUUAAAGAAAGAAAAGAAAGCAAAGAGGAAAUUGCAGGAAGCACUUGAAUUUGAGACUAAGCGCCGGGAACAAGCAGAACAGACACUGAAACAGGCAACUUCAACGGAUAGUCUCAGGGUCCUAAAUGACUCUCUGACCCCAGAGAUAGAAGCUGACCGCAGCGGGGGCAGAACAGAUGCUGAAAGGACAAUACAAGGUUCCUUAGGUGCCCAUGCCUAGCUCCCAGCCAGGUCUCCCAAGACCCCUCAUUCCACACCACAAGAUGGAAGACUUUAUUUGAAAACUACUGUCAUGUACUGAAUCUUUCCUGCUGGAGAUACCUGUGCUAUGGUAAAGGACUUUGCAGUAAGACAUCCAAUAUUUGGAAGUUCUAUUAAAACAAAGUGUUUUCAAGGCAACUUCCUCAAUGUGUGUAUUAACAUUCUUCAAAGUUUAAAACAUUCUGCAAGAGUGUCCUCCAUUGGUUAUCACCUGUGGCUCAAUCCAGAGGUCUAGAGAAUGUUUGUAAAUGUCUAAGAAGCACUCUUCUUCCUUCAGUGAAAAUCUGCAGCUCUGCUGUUAGAUCCCCUUGUAUACACAGUUACAGAUGUGUCAGAACAAGGCCUAGUGUUCUUUUUUUGAAUGGGAUGCAAACUCUUUCCUCCUCUGAUCAUUCUGUAUUUGAGCACAUCAGGCGUUCCUUCCAGCAGUGUUCCCCUAUAUUUGCAGACUAUGUCAUACCUAAACCAGCAAGACUGCUCAGAAGUAAACCUGUAAGAGGGCAUGAGAGGAUUCUUACAAAAAAAUAAAAAUAAAGCAAAAGAAAAAAAAUAGUUACAUUCAGUUUUCAAACUCGAGAAUUGUGGGUUUUCUUCUAAAGACAUUUUUUUCACCUACUUUCCAAGAGACCAAUGUGUGGACAUUAGAUCACAAUAAACUAAAUGAAAUUUUGUCAAAGUGAAAAGAAAUGCUGAAUGUAAACAAUACUGUUUUACUGUUCAUAAAGUCUCUUUUCCUAGAAGAAAAAUAAAUAAAGAGUAAUAAUUUCUCAUUCUAAACUGGCAGGGGUUUAUGAAAUAAAAGACUUUGCUUCUUUAUUCAAACUGUUGGUCACAUGUACAGUAUACGAACACAACCACACACGGAAGGUAUUAUGUAUGCAGUAGAAUACUAGAGUUUAGGAAAAUGAAAAUUUUAGAUAAUAUGUUUUGUCACCCUGUUGGUCAGAAAGACGCCUUUCUAGUUUUAACGCAUGCAGGCAUGUAAAUAUUUGUCCUGGAGUCACAGUAUUACUGAAUGAGAUGUUAAGCAUCUGGUAACAAGUCAGAAUUCUGUAUCAGCCACUUUUAUUUGUAUAUUGAGCCCUGCUUAGUGCCCUGUUAGUGCACUUUUAAGAAUGAACUGUGGCUGAGCAGCAAGUCAAACACCAGAAAUAUUUUUAUAUGUUAAUGUCAUAUUACGUCAAUGUUACUAAAAAAAGAAAACCUAACAAACACUUGAUGUAUCAGUCCAAUUCCACGUAGAGCUGAGUGAAGUCUAUUUUCCUUCCCUGCCUUGUCUUAGGGAAGGGUGGUUAUGUGUUCCUUUCACUGUCUUUAUGAAAGUUACAAUAUGUGUUUUCACCUGUGUGCUGAUAACUGGAAGUAAGCUGCAACACAGUGCUUAUUACAUACAAGAAUUAUGUUCUUUGCUUUGCAUACUUUUGGGUUACCCCUUUAAAGACUGAUUUUGUGAAUCAGUGCUGUUUACUGUAAGUUUUGUGAUUAUGCUUUUUUCACCUUUAAUGUUUUAUGCAUAUAAAUAUUAUUUAUUUCAUGGAAACAUAUCAGAACCUUUAAUGUCUAAGAUGACUAACUUAAAAAUAUUUCUUUAAAAAUAGUUCUGAUUGGAUAUUAAUAUUAUUUUGUCAAAGUAAAAAGAAAAAAAUGUUUUGUAAACUCUAGCACUGAGCUUCUAUAGUUUGUAGGUCUUCCUGGCAAUAUCGGUACACACUUCUUUUGUGUAGCCCAUCUUUACUCCACCACAAUCCUUUUUUAACAAUAGAAAAGUUGUAUAUACAAGUUCACAUCAAGGCGAUUUUUUUUAAAGAACUAUUGAGCAAUAUUUUUCAUUAAAUAUUAUUGGGUAAUACUUUGUAGUAACAUUAUUUUCUAAUCAUGAUUCUUUCAUAACUUUCAUAGUUGAACACUUUAGAGAUUCUGGACUCCACAUUUUUCAUAUGCAGUCUUUAAAGGGUUAACAGCUGUAAAGUUAGAUGGAUUUGUGGCAAGCUUUUGAAUCAUUCAUAUCUGAAAGAGAAGUAAAAGCCUACAACUGAAACAUGUAGUAGCAUCUGCCAUUGCUCUGCUCCUUGCAUAGAGUCACCUGUAAGUAGGUUUAAUAGUUUUACAGUAUAUAUUUUGAAGACCUUUGGGAAUGCCUCAGUGUUUGGCUUGGUACAUAAAUGGAAAUCUUAUGGAUUAAGGGGAAACAGUUUUUAAACUGGAUGUUGAGAGAGAAUCUUACUAAAAUGGUGUAAAUAUUACAAUCCAUGAAAUGUUGCUGUAAUUUCAAUUUUUGCCCUUCUUUAGUUAUACAAAUUUUGGGUUUUUUUGCAUAGAUGAUGAAAAGUUGUGCUCAUGUUAUUGUUUAUAUGCUUUUGUAAUCUUAAAGAUAUUAAUGUCUAGUUGUUCUAUAUUAUAACCACAUUUGCGCUCUAUGCAAGCCCUUGGAACAGAACAUACUCAUCUUCAUGUAGGACCUAUGAAAAUUGUCUAUUUUUAUCUAUAUAUUUAAAGUUUUCUAAAAAUGAUAAAAGGUUAUUACGAAUUUUGUUGUACAAAAUCUGUACAAAAAUCUGUUUUUACAUCAUAAUGCAAGAAUUGGAAAUUUUUCUAUGGUAGCCUAGUUAUUUGAGCCUGGUUUCAAUGUGAGAACCACGUUUACUGUUAUUGUAUUUAAUUUUCUUUUUCUUUUCAACAAUCUGCUAAUAAAACUGUCUGAAA
Molecule: messenger RNA, 4542 nt
Organism: Alligator sinensis (Chinese alligator)
Lineage: Eukaryota; Metazoa; Chordata; Crocodylia; Alligatoridae
Gene: DACH1
Product: dachshund family transcription factor 1
Exons: 13
Coding region: 101-1798 (565 amino acids)
Source: RefSeq, a predicted model, not a curated record